Molecule: messenger RNA, 3241 nt
Organism: Jaculus jaculus (lesser Egyptian jerboa)
Lineage: Eukaryota; Metazoa; Chordata; Mammalia; Rodentia; Dipodidae
Gene: Gjd3
Product: gap junction protein delta 3
Exons: 2
Coding region: 1-906 (301 amino acids)
Biological process (GO): cell communication
Cellular component (GO): connexin complex
Source: RefSeq, a predicted model, not a curated record
AUGGGGGAGUGGGCGUUCCUCGGCUCGCUGCUGGACGCCGUGCAGCUGCAGUCGCCGCUCGUGGGUCGCCUCUGGCUGGUGAUCAUGUUGAUCUUCCGCAUCCUGGUGCUGGCCACGGUGGGCGGCGCCGUGUUCGAGGACGAGCAGGAGGAGUUCGUGUGCAACACGCUGCAGCCGGGCUGUCGUCAGACCUGCUACGACCGCGCCUUCCCGGUCUCCCAUUACCGCUUCUGGCUCUUCCACAUCCUGCUGCUGUCGGCGCCGCCGGUGCUGUUCGUCAUCUACUCCAUGCACCAGGCCAGCAAGGAGGGGGGCGGCGCGCGCAGCCUGCCCGAGAGCCCGUGCGCGCGCAGCCUGCCCGAGAGCCCGUGCGCGCCGUGCGUCGUGCGCGCCCGCCGCGCGCGCCGCUGCUACGUGCUCAGCGUGGCGCUGCGCCUGCUGGCCGAGCUCGCCUUCCUGGGCGGCCAGACGCUGCUCUACGGCUUCCGCGUGGCCCCGCACUUCGCGUGCACCGGGCCGCCCUGCCCGCACACGGUCGACUGCUUCGUGAGCCGCCCCACCGAGAAGACCGUCUUCGUGGUCUUCUACUUCGCCGUCGGGCUGCUGUCGGCGCUGCUCAGCGUGGCCGAGCUGGGCCACCUGCUCUGGAAGGACCGGCGCCGCCCGCGCGCCGCCGGCAGCGCCGCCGGGGAGUGCGACAACCGCUGCAACCGCGCGCACGAGGAGGCGCGGAAGCUGCUCCCGCCGCCGCCGCCCGCGCUGCCCUCGCGACGCCCGGACCCAGACCCCUUCGGCCCGCCCGCCUACGCGCACGGCACGCCGGCGGGAGACAGCGAGGGCGAGGGCGGCAGCGCCCGCAGCAAGACGUCGUUAGCUACCGUCGCACGUCAGGACUUGGCCAUCUAGUAACGUGCCGUGUCCUGCCCCGGGGCGCAUGGAUGGUGGGGGUCCCAGGCCCUCGGAUGGGGGCUCCUGGCCGCAGAAUUGAGUCCUCAUGGACUGUCCUGGGACCCUUGCCCGAGCCGAAGACGCGUGCACUGUGAUCAGUAAACAUCGCAAUUCCCAGGGCCUUUCUUCCGUGCCGGGGAUCCAGGCCGACAGUGGGCCUGGGAGGAAGGGAACCGGAGGACAGCCGGGGACCUGGUUAUUGUACCGAGGACGAAAAUCAACUGUGAUGCCAGCUUCCCCCGAUCCCCUCCCUUGUUCAGAGGAGUGGCUGUGUGUGUGCACACAUGCACACCUGAACACACUGGUGCGCGCACAUGUGUACACACAGAUACAUACCUCUUGGGUCAGUUGUGCACUUCUGCAUUCAUGUGUGCACAGGCAUAUAUGUGUGUGUUACAUGAGCUGUGUGCUUGCAUAUGAGCACACGUGCAUCCUGCACGGCCUGUCUGUGAACUGAUAAGCAUGGAUGGCUAGGAUCCGAUGCCCGAAACAGCCACAGUUGCUUCUUUCCUAUGUCCCUAAUGCAGCCACCCAGGAGGACAUCCCAGGAAGGUGUCUUCUCGCAGGAAGGAGCAGGGAGGGUGGAUACUCCUCCCUCUGUCCUGCAGGUGUGUGAGCACAUCUUUGCUCUCCGCCCAGCUGCCAGGCAGGGUGGAUGUGGGCUGGAGAGCAGGACAUACCAGGAUGGCUCCUGUCUUCCCUCUUCGCCUUCCUGACCAUUGUCAUUCCCCGAGUCUAUAAACAGGAUCGAGCCCCCUCCUCAAGGAAACACUUCGGAACCAGAUGCUUGCUCCUGGCCCCCCUCUCCUACCCCAGACUUUAAAAGUCUCUUCCUUCUCCAUCACCUCCAUGAUGUCACUCUCCCUAAGGGCACAGGACCACGUGACAAAUCCUGACUAAUCUGGGGACCACUAUCUUCUGCCAGCUGGGGCGCCAUCAGACCCAGCUACCCAGGCCCUGCCUUCAGCCACCACACCCCACGCAAGAUCUUACCGAAUUUCCACUCUGGCCUUUCGAGCACAUCUCCUGAGGGCCUUCUGAAUAGCCUACUUGGUCUUCUGGGUUCUCCCCUGCCCUUGAGGGUACAGCCAGGCCUUUGCCUCAGGGCUCCUGCACAUCGAACCCACUUGGUCAGGCCUCCAGCCAUCACACUGGCUAAAGCAGGCAGAAGCUUUCGUUUCUAACAAGUGCAGUGGCGACAUCUGCUGCAGAGUUUGGACACACUGUUCCUUGCAGGGGCAGCCUGACUCUGCAGCCCUCUCCUCUCACCACCUACUGCUACCUGCUCACCUUUUAGCCUCCCUUGGAAAACAAAGGCCUCCAGAAGGGGCCUCCCGUGUCCUAAGUUGGAGUCGAUGAAGUCUUUCCGGGACAGCCCUUCUGCUGGAUGACCACUCUGUCCCCUGGGCGUGGUACAUGGCAGGUGUGUUGAGUGAGAAACCUCAAUGGGACCUGUCUACCUGCUCUCCUGUCCACCUUCAGCUCACCUUCCGCGAUUCCUCUGAGCCCUUCAUCUCACCACCGCCAGUGUCUGCUCUUCACCCCUGCAGAGGCUGUCCAAGGUCAUUGAGGUCCUCACAGCCUCUUUCCCCAUCCCGCUAAGCUCCACCUGGAUGCCUGGCUUGCUGACUUAAAUCUCUCCUCAAGAACAGAGUCCUGUUCUUGCUCCUCCUGUCCUAGCCUCCACAGCCUCACCUCUAGCACCAUCACCCUAAGAACCAGAAGUGGUGAAAACGCAGAAAUGCUGACAAACUGAUUAUUGCAAGCUGCCUGGCAGCCUUGUUCCCUGCCCAGCUUUUGCCCCCAGAGCUGGUCAAGAGGGACUGCCUCAAUCAGAAAGACCCUUGAGCCUCGGGUCUGAGCAGACGCCUCUGCCCUGCACUCGUCACCAUCCUCUGGGUUCAUCUCCCUGUGGAGGGUGUGCUCGGGUGCAACACAGACCUUGUGAUUCUGCAGCAGUGCUCCUCAACUGGCGGCGACACUCACCCCCCCAGGGGACGUUGGCAAAGUCUGGAAAGACCUUUGUUUGUUACAGCUUGGCAGCUGGGGGUGUAGUGAGAGCCUGGUUAGUGUGCAUGUGGCCUUGAAUUACAUCCCAAACUUGGGCGUGGUGCAGCAUACCUGUAAUCCCAGGCAGAAGCCAACCUGGGAUACCCGUCACCCUGUCUCAAGAUGAGAGAGAAGCUGGGCAUGGUGGCGCACGUUUUUAAUCCCAGCACUCAGGAGGCAGAGGGAGGAGGAUCCUUGUUAAUUCGAGGCCACCCUAAAAUUACAUAGUGAAUUCCAGGUCAGC